UAUGUUAAAUGUCAAAAUAACGUUCGCAGUUCUGCUUCCUCAAUUCCGUAUUUCCUCGCAUUUCCGUAUCAAUAAAAUAACAUAGUCUAAUAAACCAAAUCCAAUAAUUGCAAUACAAUAUAAAUAAAACGACGCCGCGACGUACGGGUCGGUUUGUCAUUUGUAUUUAAUCUUUGUGUAGUAAACAAUAAUGCAGUUCCGCAUCGUGAAUUUAUGAAUAUUAUUGAUUUCUGCUCUUUACUAAGAUAAAGAUGACCAAAAACGUGUAACCAUGACAGUGAGAAUAACUAUUUUUAAGGUGUUUAUAAAGUAUUCCAUAGAAGAGAAAAGUGUUUUAUAUAAAGGGCGUUAAGGCGUUAACGUCAAAUUGCAGUACAUGAGUCAAUGUCGAGAAUAUACAAUGGGCAAUUGGUGGCUGGUAACCGUAGUGGUAUUCCUUUAUCAUGUUAAUUUAGUAAAAGCAGAACGUGGUGAUUACAUUGGAUGUUAUAAAUUCAACGCCAACGAUGCAUUGAACACACACAGCGGUCAGUCGGCCGACGUUUGUUUGGAAGUUUGCGAAGAAUUAUAUUACAAAUAUGCUCUCUUGGGAAACGAUUCGACAUGUUUCUGUGGCAAUUCACCGGGGCAAUUCGAGCUACCAUCAGAAUCAUGCGAUAUUCCUUGCCCAAAAAAUUCUACGCAAAAGUGCGGCGGUGCUGAUGCCGCGAGCGUGUAUGAUACAGAAGUUUCAGCGCCGGGACCACCUGCCUCUUUUAACAUGGUGAAUGUAACUGAGACAACAGUACGAGUCAGUUGGAGUCCACCGCAAGCUUACUCAAAGAUUACAGGUUACAUUAUCCGUGCAAUAAUCAUAGAAACAUUUGCAGAUUUCAACUUGAUACCUUUAGAAUGGAGAGUAAGUAAUACUACUUUGAAUUCUGAACUAUUAAAUCUGCAGCCCGGGUCAACUUAUAAUAUUAGUAUAGCAGCAAGAAAUUAUGAAGAUGAGGGUCCAAAUGUGACGAUUAGAAUUGAAACGGUAAUUGGUACACCAAACCCGAGUCCACCAGAUAUUAUUAUAAAAGACAGACGUGGAGACAGAAUGGUGGUACAAAUACCUGAAGCAAGAAAUGUGAAUGGGCCAGUAUCUAUGUACAGAAUAGUAGUAUCUAUAGAAUUAUAUCAACAAGGGUUUAUUGUUGAAAAUCUUGGAAAUUAUACAUAUGCAAAUGAACAAGGAUAUCCAUAUUAUAUAACAGCUGAAUUGGAUACAGAUGACAUCAAAAAUGAUUUUAUAAUAGGUGAUCGUAGCACUUACAAUGGCUUUUAUAAUGCCCCAUUACCACUGACAUAUGAUAUUGAGGUGUCACUGGGUGUGGUUAGUGAAAAGAAUCAUGUCAGAAAAGUAAGAUAUGCAGAAUCUACAAAAAAGAUAAUUCUUAAUAUUAAUGAACCUGAAGAAUAUUCACCAUUGGUAGUGGCACUUGGUGCAGCAAUAGCUAUCGGAGUUGUGCUAAUACUGAUUGGAAUCGGCCUACUCAUAAUUCUACGUAAAAAGAUUCAAAUAGCUAGAAUGCAAAGAGGUUCACAAUCGAUGCCGUUGAGUUUGAGUGAACCUUGUAUUGAGAUUGAAAACUCUGGGUUUUUACAAGAUGAAGAUGAAAGAGUUGAUUAUUACGGUAACUUGAAACGAAAACUGUGGAAUAUACCUAGAAAUCUCAUUGAUAUUAAUAUAUCAUGUGUUGUUGGUGUUGGUAGUUAUGGAAAAUUUACAAAAGGCAGUGUCCAGCAACACGGAGCCCUCACUCCUGGUCUAGUCCAGGUAAUACCUGAUAGAGAAUUGGAGAAGACAGACAGGCGUCUAAUGUUACAGGAGUUAGAUGUUUUAAUAAAGUCCAGUGAACAUCAAAAUGUGAUAUCUCUUCUUGGUAUUUGCGAGACAAAUACAACGUUAUUUGUUGUCCUACAAGAUUAUAAGCAGACAUUUAAGGAAAUGCUUCUACAAUGUCGCCAGAGAGAUCUGCAGAACAACAAAUUUUGUCUUAUAACUGAGAAUAAAGUUAUACAAAUGUGUGUUGAUGUAGCAUCUGGAAUGGAGUAUCUGCACUUAAAGAAAAUUUAUCACAAAAAAUUGAGUUGUAGGAAUAUUAUUAUAAGUAACAGUGGUGUGGCGAAAGUUGCCGGUUUCGGUCUGUCUCACAUUCGUCCACUUCAUGAAACGCCAGAUUACACGAGGUGGAUGUCACAUGAAAUGCUACGACAGACAAGAUUCAAUCCGAAAGCAGAUAUAUGGUCAUUUGGAUGUUUAAUGUGGGAAGCGUUAACUAUAGGUGCUACACCUUAUCCUAAUACUGUAAAUAAGGAUGUUGCGUCGAGAGUGUUACGCGGUAUGCGUCCAUCUCAACCUUCGUAUGUUAGCGAUGAACUCUUUCAGAUGUGUUUACAAUGUUGGCAGGUUGAUCCUGAUGAAAGACCAGCGUUUACGUCCCUGCUAAAUGAACUUACAUCAUUUACUGACGUACCAGGUAUGAGUAGUCUUAGUUUUACUCAUUACAAUGGAUUUGAAUACGAACCAUACGUGCCACAGUAUGAAAUUGUUUAAUAUUUUUUUUAAUGUAGUUUGCUUGCACAAAAUUAUGCAAUAUUAAUGAUACUCCAAAAAGUCAGUUAAUUUUUUAUAAUCUGUUUAUAUAAUUUGACUCGAUUGUAUUACCCUUUACAUAGAUAUAGUAUGUUUUAAGAUUUUUAAUGUAAUUUUUAAAAACCAAUGUUUUAAUUCUGUAUAUUUACAUUUAUGAUUGAUAGUUAAAACAGAUGCAUAAAAAGAAAAUCUUUGUUUUUUUGGAGUGAAAGAGAGGGGUAACAUAUUCUGUUACUUGUAAGUCUGAAGUGAAAACAGUAAGAGAAGUAAAAAUACUAUAAAAGACUAAUAUGCAGCAAUAAAUGUAAUGUAAUUUAAAGUAUAUAAGAUAUCCAGUAAUAACAUAUGAUAUUUAUGUAAUUAUAUAAGAUUUAUUAUGUAUUGUGAUGCCCAAAGAUUUCACUUUCAUAUAUGCAUAUGCCAAAUUGUAUUAGAUGCCUUGAUGCUAUGAUUAAAUGAUCCUGGGUAAUAUAAUGUUACCUUUAUUCUUAGUACAAACUCUGCAAUGAAGAGUUGCGUAAGGUUUCUGAGACUCAAAAUCUCUAAAUAUGUCAUUCCUUUCAUUAUCUUUGACAAAGUAGAGAUGACAAUUUGUGUAAAGUAGGGAUCUUGGUCUCGGAAACUUAUUAAUGGGUCUUAUAAAUGAACUUAUUGUUUGUGAAAAGAACUGCUUCAUUCUUAGGCUUUAAUAUAAAUAGCAUAUUGUUAAAAUGACAGCUAAUUAUCAUCAUCAUCAUCAGCUCACUAUA
Molecule: messenger RNA, 3372 nt
Organism: Papilio xuthus (Asian swallowtail)
Lineage: Eukaryota; Metazoa; Arthropoda; Insecta; Lepidoptera; Papilionidae
Product: tyrosine-protein kinase Wsck
Exons: 1
Coding region: 377-2584 (735 amino acids)
Biological process (GO): cell surface receptor protein tyrosine kinase signaling pathway; protein phosphorylation; positive regulation of kinase activity
Cellular component (GO): plasma membrane; signaling receptor complex
Molecular function (GO): ATP binding; transmembrane receptor protein tyrosine kinase activity; protein binding
Source: RefSeq, a predicted model, not a curated record